AGACCAAAACUAGGAACACCCCAACAGUCUCCCUCUCAUUAUAUUCUUCUUCUUAUUCUUUGAAUCGAAUUCGAUUCAAUUCAAAACCCUAAUUAAAGGGUUAUUUUAUCAAUGCCGUCUUCCCAAUCCAAACCCUAAUUAAACUAUUUUUGUAUCACCGCCAAUCAAUUCAAUGGACGACGACGCCACGUCGUCGUUCGCCGAUCACAGGCUCUCCGGCUUCCUUUACGCCGUUCUCGCCGUCACUUCCCCUUACCCACCCAACAACAACCUCCUCCCCUUCGGCACCCGCUUCCGAAUCUCUCCCGACUCCUCCGUCAGCUUCAGGUCCCAAAACGACGCCGUGGUGCUCUCGCCGGUGGCUGAGAAUCCGGUUGUGGAAUGCGAGAGGAGGACGAGGACGAGGAAGAGGAGUAUUGGGCUGGUCAAUGGGAGCAUCAGCGUGGUGCACCAGCUUCACGCUUUGGUGAUGAACAAGUGCGUCAAGAUCGAUGCUUUCUUGCUUCGGGUUGAGGUUGAGCCCACCGGCGAUGGAGAAGUCAGGGCUGUGCUUCUGGUUGAUGUCUAUCUCCCAAUUCAGUUAUGGAGUGGUUGGCAGUUCCCGAAAUUGGGCUCUGUCGCCGGCUCCCUGUUUCGACACUUGAGUUCCGACUGGGCAGAGAGAAGUGCAUUGCUUGCUGACAAAGAUUAUCUUGAAAAUAAUCUAGGAGGUGGCAGAAACAUAUGGAAUCUUUCUGACUGCCAUGUUUUUGGAUGCAAGCGGCAUCAUAAUUUCACUGAUUCUUCGAAGAAGAAGCUUUUUGAGCUUCAUGAAAUUUUUAAGAGUUUACCUACCAUGGCAGAGACAGGAAACCCUAAUUCUUCUAGAAUACAACCAGUUGAUGACUCUUGUGAGGCUGGUAUUUGGGAUAUAUCAGAUGACAUAUUACUAAAUAUUCUAGCUACACUCAACCCAGUGGACCUUGUUAGGGUGUCUGCAACUUGUUGCCAUUUGAGAAGCUUGGCUGUGUCGAGCAUGCCAUGCAUGAAACUCAAACUGUUUCCCCAUCAGCGGAUAGCAGUUGAAUGGAUGCUUCAACGUGAGAAAAAGGCUAAAGUUCUGCCCCAUCCAUUGUAUCUAGCUUUCUCAACUGAAGAUGAAUUUUCUUUCUGUAUUAACACUAUUUCUGGAGAAAUUGUCACUGGUGAAGCUCCCACUAUCAGUGAUUUUCAUGGGGGAAUGUUCUGUGAUGAACCUGGCCUAGGAAAGACCAUAACUGCUCUUUCGCUUAUUCUGAAGACACAAGGAACUCUGGCAACUCCUCCAGAUGGGGUACAAGUGAAUUGGUGUACUCAUAAUGGAGACCAGAGAUGUGGUUAUUAUGAGCUUGAUGGUGAUAAUGUUGGUGUUACUAGUAUGCUCCCAAAAAAGAGGGAUAUGGGUACAGAUCAUAAUGGUCUUGAUGAUUCCAAAUACUGCCGAUCUAAAAGAGCCAGGCUACUUCUGGAUGAACGAAUUCCAGGAUUCUCCAACUCAUGUCCUGGCAAAGUAAUGAAAACACCAGCAGCAUCUGAUUCAGGAGUGUGUGCAGUUCGAUGCACUAGGAGUUUAGGUGGCAUAAAAAAAGAUCUUUUGCCAUCAUUUCAAGGAGCAUCCGGCUCCAAACAAGCAAAAGCUGGAAAAAACUUGGGUAGAUUGUCCAACGACAACUGGGUUCAGUGUGAUGUAUGCCGUAAGUGGCGGAAGCUCCCAGAAAGCAGUAUUGCUGACGCUAGCGCGCCAUGGUUUUGUAGCAUGAAUUCUGAUCCCUUCUACCAGAGUUGCAGUGUUCCAGAAGAAUCCUGGGAUAAUUGCGAGCCAAUUACACAUUUACUUGGAUUUCAUACCAAGGGAACAGCUGGAGGAGAGGAACAAAACGUGUCGUUUUUCAUUAGUGUGCUUAAGGAGAGGUAUGCCUUGAUUAAUUCUAUUACAAAGAAAGCCCUAUCCUGGUUGGCUAAACUUUCUUCUGACCAGGUCUCUGUUAUGGAGACAAUUGGUCUGCGAAGUCCUUUCGUAAGCUCUUGUGUAGAGUUGGGUGAUGCCUUUCUGUUUCAGGAAUUAUUUCAAGCAUUUGGUCUCAAAAGAAGAGUAGAAAAGGGUGUUAUCAAAUGGUGUUACCCUCAAAGUCUUAACAACAUGAGUUUUGAUGUUGCUGCUCUCAGAAUUGCUCUUUCCGCGCCAUUGAACUCAGUGAGGCUGUAUCUUUCAAGAGCAACUCUAAUUGUUGUCCCAUCAAAUUUAGUUGAUCACUGGGCCACCCAAAUUCAGAAGCAUGUCAGGCCUGGUCAGCUGCGAGUUUAUGUUUGGAGUGACCAUAAGAAGCCCUCUGCGCACAGUCUGGCAUGGGAUUAUGAUGUUAUCAUAACCACGUUCAAUCGGUUGAGUGCAGAAUGGGGGCCCCGUAAAAAAAGUGCACUAAUGCAAGUGCAUUGGCUCAGAGUCAUGUUAGAUGAAGGGCAUACUCUUGGCUCAAGUCUUAGCUUGACAAACAAAAUGCAAAUGGCAGUUUCGUUGAUGGCUUCAAACCGUUGGAUUUUGACUGGAACUCCAACUCCUAAUACACCCAAUAGUCAACUUUCACAUCUUCAGCCAUUGCUUAAGUUCCUGCAUGAGGAAUCUUAUGGGCAAAAUUACAAGUCAUGGGAAGCUGGGAUCCUUAGGCCUUUUGAAGCAAAGAUGGAAGAAGGACGAUCACGUUUGUUGCAUUUACUACAUAGGUGCAUGAUUAGCGCUAGAAAGAUGGAUAUGCAGACUAUUCCACCCUGCAUUAAGAAAGCUACGUUUCUUGAUUUUGCUGAGCAACAUGCAAGAAGUUACAAUGAAUUGGUAGAGACAGUUAGGCGCAAUAUACUUUUGGCCGACUGGAAUGAUCCUUCUCAUGUUGAGAGUCUUCUGAAUCCAAAGCAGUGGAAGUUUCGGAGUACAACAAUAAAAAAUGUUAGGCUAUCCUGCUGUGUGGCCGGGCAUAUAAAAGUAACAGAUGCUGGCGAAGAUAUUCAGGAAACAAUGGAUAUUUUAGUUCAAAAGGGUCUAGAUCCCAUGUCAGAGGAAUAUGCUUUAAUAAGAUAUAAUAUUAGUUAUGGUGGCAACUGUGUCAGAUGCAAGGAAUGGUGUCGUUUACCUGUCAUUACUCCAUGCAAGCAUCUUUUGUGCCUUGAUUGUGUUGGUUUGGACAGUGAGAGGUGUACUUACCCUGGGUGUGGCAACUUAUAUGAGAUGCAAACUCCUGAUACACUAACUCGGCCAGAAAAUCCAAAUCCUAAGUGGCCUGUUCCCAAGGAUCUUAUUGAGCUGCAACCCUCAUAUAAACAGGAUGACUGGGAUCCUGAUUGGCAGUCAACAUCUAGCAGUAAAGUCUCUUAUCUUGUAAGGAGAUUGAAAGCAUUGCAGGAAUCUAAUAGCAAAGUUGAUUGCCCUACAAAUGUCAAGAAUAGUGCUAUGGACACCAAUAAUUUAAUUUCACUGUCUGAGAUGGGUGAUUCAAGAGAAUUGAUACAAGUUCAUGGCUUUAGAUGGGGCGCCAUGACUCAUGAAACAAAUUUGGAUAAAGUCUUGGUUUUUUCUCAAUUUCUUGAGCAUAUACAUGUGAUCGAGCAGCAGUUGACCAUUGCUGGUAUCAAAUAUGCUGGGAUGUAUAGUCCUAUGCAUUCUAGCAACAAGAUGAAGUCACUGGCUAGUUUCCAGAAUGAUGCUAGCUGCAUAGUUCUUUUGAUGGAUGGAAGUGCUGCAUUGGGUCUCGAUUUGAGCUUCGUAACACAUGUAUUUUUAAUGGAACCAAUAUGGGACAGGAGCAUGGAGGAACAAGUCAUUAGUCGUGCUCAUCGGAUGGGUGCUACUCGUCCUGUACACGUGGAAACUCUGGCAAUGCGUGGCACUAUUGAAGAGCAAAUGCUGGAGUUCUUACAUGACUCUGAUGAGUGCCGCAGAGUCUUAAAGGAAGAGACUGGAAAAUCUGACCAAGGGGCACGAACUCAACGUUCCUUACAUGAUUUUGCUGAUAGAAAUUAUCUUUCUCAUCUUAGCUUUGUACGGACAAGUGCUCAGAUGUAAGAGUUGAAAGCAGUUCAGUGAGAAACAAGCAGAACAGUGGUGGACGGCAAGAACAUCAACCUUACAUUGUUAUUGUUUCUGUGAUUCGGUGACCUCCUAUUCUUUUCUAUAAUUGUGGAAUCUGGUAUUCUUUUGCAGUGAAGGCUAGGUAGGGUUGUAAACUAGUUGCAAGUAUGAAAAAUAGCUUUUCCUACCCUUGUAAUUUAUAAUGGAGAAAGCUAGAAAAGAGUUGAUACAAUUGAAUAGCUUUCAGAAAAUUUUCUUAUUUUUUGGUUACCAUGAAAUAAAAGGGUGAAACUUUAACUAUGGCAUAG
This is a messenger RNA of Fragaria vesca subsp. vesca, 4386 nucleotides long. Its product is annotated as F-box protein At3g54460-like. Gene Ontology annotation, molecular function: protein binding; zinc ion binding; ATP binding. The record is from RefSeq and is a predicted model, not a curated record. The coding region runs from base 173 to 4072 and encodes 1299 amino acids. The transcript is spliced from 9 exons. Lineage: Eukaryota; Viridiplantae; Streptophyta; Magnoliopsida; Rosales; Rosaceae.